Trifolium pratense (red clover) is the source of this 1286-nucleotide messenger RNA. Its product is annotated as probable disease resistance protein At5g47260. Gene Ontology annotation, molecular function: ADP binding. Bases 298 to 975 code for a protein of 225 amino acids. The transcript is spliced from 3 exons. The record is from RefSeq and is a predicted model, not a curated record. NCBI's taxonomy places the organism in Eukaryota, Viridiplantae, Streptophyta, Magnoliopsida, Fabales, Fabaceae.
CUCAUGAACUAGUAGGCCCACAAGAGAAAACCUGAUGAGGUAACCUCAAAGCUUCAGAUUUAGAGAAACAAGUAUCAUCAAGAUCUUGGCUGGUACACCAGGUACACUUGGAAUUCUGAGAACACUUUGACUUCAAUACCAAAUCUCCACAGUUGAGAAGAAUAGGCCUCUUUGUUGAAAAGGGUUUCCUAGAUGAAACAUCUUGAGCAACCACCACAGCAUGAAAGGGUUGACAUAGAAAAAGGAAGAGAAAGAGAAAGAAGAGUGGUUUGGAGUUGGAGAUAGAGAACACCAUGGAUGAUGAUUCCAAGAUCAAAGAUUUCAGCUUUGAAAAAAAAAGGUAGAGACAUGAAAUUUAAACUUCCAUGGUGGUGUAAUGUGGGGUGGAAAAAACAGGAAUGGGAUGGGCUUGACGAGUGUUUUGCCGCGGCUGAUUUGGGGAACAUGUAUAUUCCCAACAUGGAUAAGGUUAAAGAACAGAUUAUGGAUGCACUAAGAGUGAGAGACCAAGGAGAGAAUAUAUUCGGAUUAUGUGGGCCAAAUAAAAGAGUCGAUUAUUUUGUAGAAACAACUAUAAGAAGAGCCGAGAGAGAUAGAUUGUUCCAAAAUAUUGUCACAACAACUGUGACAGAGAAGCCAGACAUUACUAAGAUUCAAACAGAAAUUGGUGAUGCAAUAGGUCUUAAUUUUGACGAUAAGAGAGAUUUAGCUGAAUCAAAUUGUUGCAUGUGUUUUGGUAAUAACAAAAGAAUAACUACUGCAGAAAGAGCUCGUCUUCUGUUUGCUAAGAUGAAGGAGCUGCAAACAGUUCUAGUUGUACUAUAUGAUCUUCAUGGUAGACUUGAUUUAGGUGAGAUUGGUAUCCCCUUUGGUGAAGAUCAUAAUGGUUGCAAGAUAUUGUUGACAUCCACAAGUCUCGAGGUUCUUUCCGAACAAAUGAAGGUUCAUAAAUUGAUACAAUUAUCAGAGACAUGACACAAUUCUCUUCCUAAUAGUGUUCGAAGCAAGAUGAAAAUUUGAAGUCCAAACAUGCACGUCAUUUGGAAAAACACCACGUUUAAGAGAUUAGAGGCUGAGAAGUGCUUUGUAGGUAUAGACGAACUAAGACUUAGUUUUUUUUUACUGUCAAAUGUUUGUGUUUGUAAUCAAAGAUAUGGAUCCAGUUCAGAUUAUAAUUUCCUUUUUUCUUUCAGCUAAUUUAACUUUUAGUCAAUUUAUUUCCUCAGUCUUUAGUCUGUUUUUGCUCAAUUACUGAAGUUCAUUUGUUUAUGAAUUAUGUUUGAAUU